AUGGCAGAGGCUAAUUUUCCUAGUCAACCUGUAGAAGAUGACAGUUUCACCGGAGUACUGGAACAUCUAGCGAGCAUGAAGUUGCACUUCAGCCGCUCCCGGUGUUAUGGCACUAAACUUGAAAGGAAGGUGCAGAAGGCCUUUAAGCGGCCGCUAGCUAAGCAAGGAAGCUCUCAAGAGGAGAUGCCUGAACCUCCUAUGCUUGUGGGAAUUGUGCCUGAGCAUAGGAUUUGCCGUCGCGGAUCAGGCCGAUGCUCUGCUGGGUCUCUGAGUCGGUUCCCAGCGCCCAGGCUGGCCGGCUUCGGUGGAAGUAAGGCUCCCCGCUCCCUCCUUCCCCAGCAACGCAUAAGGUCAGCGGGGAAUGGAGAAGCAGAAUUUUCCUCUUAUGUCACGGAGAGGAUCGUUCUUCAUCCCAAAGACAGUGAAUUGAUUUAUACAGAUUGGGCUAAUCACUAUCUCGCAAAAUCUGGUCACAAGAGAUUGAUAAAGGAUCUACAGCAAGAUGUGACUGAUGGAGUUUUAUUAGCUGAAAUAAUCCAGGUUGUAGCAAAUGAAAAGAUUGAAGACAUCAAUGGCUGCCCAAAAAAUAGGUCUCAAAUGAUUGAAAACAUAGAUGCAUGCCUGAGUUUCUUGGCUGCUAAGGGAAUUAACAUACAGGGGCUGUCAGCAGAAGAAAUCAGGAAUGGGAAUCUAAAGGCCAUCUUGGGCCUUUUCUUCAGUUUAUCUCGAUACAAGCAACAGCAACAGCAGCCACAGAAACAGCAGCCACAACACCAUCCAUCCCAGCAACCUCCCCCAGUGUCCCAGCAAGCAGGGCCUCCAUCCCAGUGCCAGGUCGGGGUACCGCAGCAGCAGGUGCCAGCUUCGCUCCAGACUCCGUGCCAACAGCCCCCGCAAGCUGCGCAGCAUCAGUUCAAAGCACAACCAGAAAUGCAGUCAAGACUUCCAGGCCCCACCACGAGGGUGUCCGCUGCAGGCAGUGAGGCCAAAGCUCGUGGUUCUAUUAGUGCCAACAAUCGACGCAGCCAGAGCUUUAACAAUUACGACAAAUCUAAGCCUGGGCUUCCCCCUCCAACACCAACAAGUAGCAAUGACAAAG
Molecule: messenger RNA, 1099 nt
Organism: Fulmarus glacialis (Northern fulmar)
Lineage: Eukaryota; Metazoa; Chordata; Aves; Procellariiformes; Procellariidae
Product: neuron navigator 2-like
Exons: 8
Biological process (GO): neurogenesis; nervous system development
Molecular function (GO): protein binding
Source: RefSeq, a predicted model, not a curated record